AUGGCGGUGCGGCUGAGCUGUCUGCUAGUUUUCGUAUCGCUUGUCGUUGUGUUCGUAGCGUGUGACUGUGCUACGGGUCCUAGAGCUCGAGAGGUCCGGCGCGGAGUCCUCUCCGAUUCCAAUAAGUUCCUGCGGAGUGAAAACAAUCCCUCUAGGCAACUGGCUACAGCUUCACGUAAUGACGAGGAGAGAAUGGCAGUGAGGGAAGCAUUUAUGUGGUUCUGGAACGCUGUGAAGAUUCGAGUCAAGAUGAAGUUUUGGCUUUUCCGUGGGAAAACACCGGAAGAAGUUUUAAAAAAACUUAAGGUGACGAAUACCGCCGACAAAAAUCACAAGUAUUAUUCCAAGUACUUCUUCAGAUACUAUGUUAAGUAUCCUGGAAGACAGCCGCCAAAUCUGCCCACAAGGGUUGCUGAUGGAAUUAUGCAGGCGCGGUUACGUGAUUGGUUGGAGAAAAAACUCUCACCACCGCAAGUUUUUAAGGAAAUGGGCUUUACUGGGACGUUUGCAUCGGCACGUGGUGAUCCCCAGUUCAAGUUCUUCAAGGACUAUUCCAAGAUGUGGAGUAAUCUGCAAGUUAGACUCGUAAAGGAGUCUGAUGAAGCCAUGAAGACACGACUGGAUACGUGGCUGGAGAAGCAACUUACUCCCCCUCAAGUAUUUAAGAAGCUGGGCCUAACAGGAUCGUUUGAGUCGUCGCGUGACCAUCCCGACUACAAGUACUUCGAGCAAUAUUCCAAAAUGUGGAGUAAUCUCCAAGUGCGAGUCUCGCAGGCAAAAAGACCUGCAAAGUCAGCAGAGGAUAUUAUGAUUGAUAAAUUGUAUUACUGGCUGAAGAAAGAGCUCACACCACCGCAAGUUUUCAAGAAGAUGGGCUUUACUGGGACGUUUGCUUCCGCGAGCGGGGAUCCCAAGUACAAAUACUUUGUGCUUUAUAAUAAAAUGUGGAAUGCUGCUCAAGCAGGAUCGAUUCACUAA
This is a messenger RNA of Phytophthora infestans T30-4, 978 nucleotides long. RefSeq names its product secreted RxLR effector peptide protein, putative. Bases 1 to 978 code for a protein of 325 amino acids. The record is from RefSeq and is a predicted model, not a curated record. Lineage: Eukaryota; Oomycota; Peronosporomycetes; Peronosporales; Peronosporaceae. The transcript has a single exon.